Ziziphus jujuba (common jujube) is the source of this 2163-nucleotide messenger RNA. Its product is annotated as coiled-coil domain-containing protein SCD2. The record is from RefSeq and is a predicted model, not a curated record. The transcript is spliced from 17 exons. Bases 262 to 1938 code for a protein of 558 amino acids. Lineage: Eukaryota; Viridiplantae; Streptophyta; Magnoliopsida; Rosales; Rhamnaceae. Gene Ontology annotation, biological process: cytokinesis by cell plate formation.
AAAAAUCGAAAUCUAAGAAGCCGACGGCUCUCAAACCAAAGUCCUCGAAGUGGUGUCUGUCUUACUCAACCACUCACUCACUCUCUCAGCUCAGCUAAAAUCGCCCACCAUUUUGCAUUUCUGUGUUUAACACCAACACUCUCUCUCUUUCUCUCUCUCUCUCUCUUUCUCGUUCUUACAUAUAAACGACGAUCUAGCCUCCGCGUUUUGAGGUCUUCCUUGUUUUUUCGUACCGAUUGAUUUUUAUGCAUUUACUAUACAAUGGACCGGAGACGAACCGAAAGCCCGGUCUACGCUCGCCAAUGGAGCAGCGAGACCGGUAGCACCGGCGGCGCGUCGUCUCCGGCAAUGUCGCCGGCUCGCAACCACCAUGCUCGGUCCUCCUCCGUCUCGGGGAUCUCCAACAUCAAGCGCACUCAGAACUUCGCUGCCAAGGCAGCGGCUCAGCGGCUUGCUCAGGUUAUGGCCUCGCAGGCCGCUGACGACGAUGAGGAUGAGGAGGAUGACUUAGGUUUUCGAUACAGUGCUCCCCCUCCGAUCUCACUGGCCAGGAAUGUUAAUUCCGGUGCUAGACCUGCAGUUCCUCCUCCCAGGACUAACAGAUCUCCUUCACCAGCGUUGGCUCGGAACUUUGUAGAGGAAACUCCGUCCGUACGUUCAACAUCUGCAGGAAGGUCAUCAAUGUCUCACCGUGCGGCGCCGUUGGUUCCGCCAAGUAAAACAUCUCUGAGGACUGCGGUUUCUUUGCCGCCAGUGGAACCUCCUGUUAAUAGUAGGCCAAAGGAAAUUAGAUUCUCAUCAGAUUCAGGACCCUUUAAGUCAAAGGAUUCAGGAGAUCAGCGUGAGGCUUCUGCUCUACGUGAUGAACGUGAUAUGCUACAAGAAGAGAAUGAAACUAUCCUUGACAAGCUCAGAAAUGAGGAAGAGAGGUGUGAGGAAGCAGAGGCUAGAGUUAGGGAGCUCGAAAAACAGGUUGCUGCUCUUGGAGAAGGUGUUUCUUUGGAAGCUAAACUUUUGAGCAGAAAGGAAGCUGCAUUACGUCAAAGAGAGGCUGCACUAAAAGAUGCAAAACUAUCUAAGAAUGGGGUAGAUAAGGAAAUUGUGGCUCUUCAGUCUGAAGUAGCAAAUGCGAAAGACACAGCUGCAGCUGUUGUACAACAACUUCAUGGAGCUGAAUCUGAAGUAAAAGCUCUUCGGUCAAUGACACAACGAAUGAUAUUGACUCAGAAAGAGAUGGAAGAAGUAGUUCUUAAGAGGUGUUGGCUUGCUCGUUAUUGGGGUUUGGCUGCAAAACAUGGAAUCUGUGCUGAUAUUGCGGUGACGAAGUAUGAACACUGGUCGUCCCUAGCUCCUCUUCCAUUUGAGGUUGUUCUUUCUGCAGGACAAAAGGCUAAGGAGGAAUUUUGGGAGACAGGUGAUGUUGAUCCUGAGAAGAGGAGCAAAGUUUUUCAGGACUUGAAUGAUCUAACUGGAGAAGGAAACAUUGAGAGUAUGCUUUCAGUGGAAAUGGGGUUGAAGGAGCUUGUUUCCCUGAAGGUUGAGGAUUCUAUUGUGCUUGCAUUGGCCCAGACACGGCGUCCAAACUCAGCCCGACUAUCGAGCUCAGAUUUCAAAUCUCCUGGUGAUCCAAAGUUUAUGGAGGCGUUUGAGCUGAGUCCAGAGGAAUCUGAAGAUGUUCUUUUCAAAGAGGCAUGGCUUACAUACUUUUGGAGAAGAGCCAAAGUUCAUGGUAUAGAGGAGGACAUUGCCAAAGAAAGACUCCAGUUUUGGAUUAACCGCAGUGGACAGUCACCGACAUCACAUGAUGCUGUUGAUGUUGAGCAAGGUCUGAUGGAGCUCAGAAAAUUAGGGAUUGAGCACCGACUGUGGGAAGCAUCUCGCAAAGAAAUCGACCACGACUUCUCAACUUCUAACGAUCAAAAAUCUGCUGCCCACUGAAGUGCUCUGCUGGAGCAUCCACGAAGCUUUCAAUGCUCGUGCUGUUUUUCAUUUGUAUCAAAAUUAAAGGCUUCAACAGGAGCAAACAUGAGGAAACAAACAAUCUUUCCACUUGUUAAUCCUCUCCCCGAGAAUGACACUUAAGCUGCUUGUUAUUUGCUUGAGAGUUAUAUGAAGGGUGUAUAUAUAUAUAUAUAUAUAUCAUAUACGUAAGAAUUUUAAAUA